AUUAAAAAUGUUUCCAAUUGUAAAAAUAAUCCUGACGGUCGGCAUUUUAGCCACUUUUGUCUGCCCUGGAUAUUCUAUUAAGUGCUACCAUUGCACUUCCGUAGUGAAUCCCAAGUCUUGUGGAAUGAACUUCCUAUUUGCCAAUCAGUCACUUUAUGACUGCCCGGAAGCUAAUGGUCAUCGUCGUGCAGUGGGUUGCUCCAAAUCUUACAAUUCUACAAUUGUCAUUAGAGAAUGUUUUUAUGGAAAUAAGCUGAAUGCAACAGCUGAGUGUAAUAAGUCUCUAUAUUCAAAGAAUUGCACAGUUUGCUUCAAGGAUGGAUGCAACAAAUCGCCAUCAAUGGCUCCUGUGGCAGGCGCCAUUCUUUUAAUGUUGGGUGUGGCACGAGUCUUAGCCUAGAAAAAUACUAUCCUUGAAGUGUACCA
Messenger RNA from Drosophila bipectinata, 426 nucleotides. NCBI's taxonomy places the organism in Eukaryota, Metazoa, Arthropoda, Insecta, Diptera, Drosophilidae. The record is from RefSeq and is a predicted model, not a curated record.